Messenger RNA from Scomber japonicus (chub mackerel), 2172 nucleotides. RefSeq names its product dopa decarboxylase (gene ddc). Gene Ontology annotation, biological process: amino acid metabolic process; serotonin biosynthetic process; catecholamine metabolic process. The record is from RefSeq and is a predicted model, not a curated record. The transcript is spliced from 14 exons. The coding region runs from base 28 to 1611 and encodes 527 amino acids. Lineage: Eukaryota; Metazoa; Chordata; Actinopteri; Scombriformes; Scombridae. Gene Ontology annotation, molecular function: pyridoxal phosphate binding; aromatic-L-amino-acid decarboxylase activity.
UGUUUAGAGGCAAGAUAAAAGGAGCAAAUGUCUCUUGUCCUGCUUACACACACCAACACACACACAUCACGUGCCUGGCAGUCUAUCUGCCGGUUUGUAAAGGCUAAAGAGGAGAGGAUCCAGCAUCCAAACACACUCGCUGAAGCUCUCACCUGGAAAUUGUUACCAAUGGAUGCAGCAGAGUUCCGACGCAGAGGGCGGGAGAUGGUGGAUUAUGUGGCUGACUACCUGGAGAACCUGGAACAGCGACCUGUUUACCCAGAUGUAGAACCAGGGUAUCUUCGCUCCUUGAUCCCUACCGAGGCUCCAGUAGAGCCAGAGACAUAUGAGGAUAUUAUGAAAGAUGUGGAGAGGGUCAUAUUGCCGGGGGUCACCCAUUGGCACAGCCCAUACUUCUAUGCCUAUUUUGCAGCAGCUUCCUCUUACCCUGCCAUGUUGGCUGACAUGCUAUGUGGAGCUAUUGGCUGUAUUGGAUUCUCCUGGGCUGCCAGCCCAGCUUGUACAGAGUUGGAGACAGUGAUGUUAGAUUGGCUGGGGAAGAUGCUCCAACUGCCUGAGUGCUUUAUAGCAGGGACUCAAGGCCAUGGAGGAGGUGUCAUCCAAGGUACAGCAAGUGAGGCAACCCUCAUGUCCUUGCUUGCUGCCCGCUGUAAAGCAGUCCGACGGGUCCAGGCCUCUAAUCCAGCAAUGUUAGAGGCCGAAAUCCUCUCCAAACUGGUGGCAUACACAUCCGAGCAAGCUCAUUCCUCAGUGGAGCGUGCAGCUCUAAUUGGAGGAGUAAUGAUGAGGAAAAUUCCCACAGAUGACAGUUACGCUGUCACUGGGGACGCCUUUAAGAAGAUGGUGGAGAAGGACAAAGCAGCUGGACUCAUCCCUUUCUAUUUAUGUGCAACUCUUGGCACCACUCCAUCAUGUGCUUUUGAUCACAUCAGCGAGCUGGGGCCCAUAUGUAAUGAUGAACAUAUGUGGAUGCACAUUGAUGCAGCAUAUGCCGGGAGUGCAUUUAUCUGUCCUGAAUUUAGGCCUUUGUUGAACGGUGUUGAGUUUGCAGACUCUUUCAACUUCAACCCACACAAAUGGCUUUUAGUCAACUUUGACUGCUCUGCUUUGUGGGUAAAGAAGAGAGCAGACAUCAUAGGAGCCUUCAAGAUGGAACCACUAUACCUGAAACAUGAAAACCAGGAGUCAGGACUGGUCACAGAUUACAGGCAUUGGCAGAUUCCACUGGGAAGAAGAUUCCGCUCACUAAAGAUGUGGUUUGUCUUCCGUAUGUACGGGCUCAAUGGACUGCAGGCUCAUAUACGCAAGCAAGUGGGCCUGGCCAAAGAGUUUGAGAGUCUGGUACGAGCUGACAAGAGGUUUGAGAUCUGUGCUGAGGUCAUCAUGGGACUGGUCUGCUUCAGGCUCAAGGGCUCCAAUGAGCUGAAUCAGACCUUGCUGAAAAGGAUCACCAAGAGCAGAGAGAUCCACCUGGUGCCAUGUCAGCUCUCAGACAACUUUGUCCUGCGCUUUGCCAUCUGCUCACGCACCACUGAGUCACAUCACAUCCAGCAAGCAUGGCGGCACAUCACACAGCUGACCUUUGAGCUUCUGCAGGAGCCUGCUCAUUGACUAAUAGGCAGGGAAGGGCCGUCCACUCUGAUUCUUAAAUAAGGACCAAAGUUAAGAGAGUUAAGAGUUUCAUGUUGCAGAUAUGAAAUGCCAUUAAAGGGAAUAAAAGGGGAUUUCACAGCUCACUUUCAAGUCAGGCAUGUUUCUUUUUGCAGUCAGAUUAUCCAGUCAUGUAGGUAGUAGGUGUUAGCUGAUGAUACAUAUAUAUGACAACAAAAAUUAAUUACGCAUCCACAGAAACCCAAAAAAAAAACACAUUUUUUAUCUGCAACUGAACUUCAUUAUCCCUCCUCUGACAUAGCUUUUAUCUCAUACUGCUUAAUUAACUUUACUCUCUUUACUGUCUAUGCGGCUUCUGUGGCAUUGGUGUAAAAUUUGCUUUGGGGUAAUUCAAACUGAAUUCUGCAAUGAAUGUAUUGCACAUUGUGUGUGUAAAUGAUUUUAUGUGUUUUAAGUGUGUCUGCAACUUUACGUGGGUAAGCAUAAAAAAGCUUUUAUAAAAAUAUAUACAUGUUUGGUGAUACAUAUUUAAAUGAAAGAGUAGAAUAAGUUGGAAAAGUA